CCGAGCGACGCUUUCCUGCGUCCAUGGCAAGGGUCUGGGAUCAUGGUGCGAUCUGGUGCGAUGACGACGAUAGGGGCUCCGAGUUUGCCGGGCACGAGGCCAGACGCAGCACACGCCCGCGCAGCCGGCGCCCUCGCCGCCGCGCAGGGAGCGGAGGGGGAGGAGGAGGCGGAGAAGGAGGAGGAGGAGGAGGAGGAGGAGGAGGAGGAGGAGGAGGAGGAGAAGGAUGCCUCACUCGCCCGCCUCGCCCCGCUGGAAGGCCAGCACGGCGGCCUGCUCGCACACGUCCCGGUCGCAGCACGAGAAGCCCGCCGCCUCCAGCUGCGCCGCGAACUCCUCCAGGAAGGGCCGCCGCAGCGUGGCCGAGGCCAGGACCAGGUCCGCCCCCGGCGCCAGCGCUCGCUCCAGAAUGGCCUGCAGGGCGGGCCAGCUGCCCCUGUUCUCGUACAGGCAGUCCGCCCGAACACCACGUCGAACGCCCCCGCCGGCAGCCGCGGGCACCGCGCCUCCUCCCCCCACUCGGCGGCCUGCGCAGCCACACGCCCCCGGGGGGGGCCCCCGCCGACCUCGCCCGGACCGGUGGCGGCGGCGCCCUCUGCGCCGCCCUCCUCGGCGCCCUCCUCCGCGCCCCCUGGGGCCGACGCCCUCGCCUUCCUCUCCGCGCGCGCGGCCUCGCGCGCGGCGCGCCGCUCCUUGGCGGACGGGCCCCUUGCGGCCGCCGCGUCGGCGGCCGCGGCGGCCGCCUCCUCCGCGUCGCUGUCGC
Prorocentrum cordatum is the source of this 763-nucleotide messenger RNA. Lineage: Eukaryota; Dinophyceae; Prorocentrales; Prorocentraceae. The record is from the annotation of a GenBank genome assembly.